This is a messenger RNA of Sceloporus undulatus (fence lizard), 3317 nucleotides long. It is a transcript of the gene PPP1R11, whose product is annotated as protein phosphatase 1 regulatory inhibitor subunit 11. Gene Ontology annotation, molecular function: protein serine/threonine phosphatase inhibitor activity; protein phosphatase 1 binding. The record is from RefSeq and is a predicted model, not a curated record. Gene Ontology annotation, cellular component: nucleus. The transcript has 3 exons. The coding region runs from base 280 to 663 and encodes 127 amino acids. Lineage: Eukaryota; Metazoa; Chordata; Lepidosauria; Squamata; Phrynosomatidae.
UGUCUUAUCUGGGGGACGCGUUUCAGCGAGGGACAGCCAGCGGAAGAAGGAAACGGUGGGGCCGGAAGUGGGCGGAGGGAGACGGCUGCUGCACCUGCGAGGGCGGUGGAACCCGGAGGUGAGAGCCGAGGCGUGUAGGGUCCUCGGUGUGGCCGGACGAGGCUGAGCGCGAUCCCUCCGUGGGCGAGGAAGAGGGACCUGGACCGUGCGUGCUAGCGAUAACAGUCCCCCCUGCAACCGGAGCCACGGCGGGAAGGGCCCCCCCCAAUCCGCCCCACCAUGGCAGAGUCCACGGCCAACGUGGGAGCCACGGCGACAGUGACCGAGACGGAGGAGAAUCGCAGCCUUACUAUCAAAUUGAGAAAACGAAAACCAGCCAAGAAAGUCGAAUGGUCAAGUGACACAGUGGACAACGAACACUUGGGACGGAGAUCUUCCAAAUGUUGCUGCAUCUAUGAGAAGCCCCGGGCUUUUGGCGAGAGCUCGACAGAGAGCGAAGAUGAGGAUGACGAAGGCUGCGGCAAUGCCCACUGCAUCCGGGGCCACAAGAGAGGCCAGCGGGGGAAGGAGCAGGGUAAAUCGGGAGACCCUGGCCCAUCAGAAGGUUGCUCCCAGAAAUCAGAGCCGCCUGACCAAAACCACGCUGGGGCUAUGCAGCACUGAACCCACGCUGCCAGGGAGUGGGGGAAGAGAGUCCGCCUCUCCCACCCGGAACCAGGGACUAAUGCUGCUCCAACUCUGGGGCAGGGGGGAGGGAGGGGAGGGCUCACCACGCAUCCAGCUACCCGUCUGUCUUGUGCCGGUGCUGACACUGCCUCGACUUGGGGUGGGGGAGGGGGAGGGAGGGAGAAGAGGGGCCCAUGCAUCCAGCUCCCCAUCUGUCUCGUGCCAGUGCUGCUACUGUCAUCUCUCUACCCAUCCAUGGCUGGUGAGUCCAUCCGAGGCCACCCAUCCACACCCCACCCAACGUGGAAUGUAUUGACAGAGCCUUCUGGCUUCCUUGGCUGAUUUUUUCCCUCCUGCUUCUUAAUUAAAUAUUUGUAUCACUGAUGAACAAGGUGGGCAAUCGGUUCUGCUUUGGAAAAGGCAGCGAUAGAGCUGCACCCAAGGCUCUUCUGUUGGGCAAGCGUGCCCUCUUUCCCUGCCUCUGUUCCCCCUUCCCCUUUCCAGUUGUACUUUCUGUCACUAUACCUUUAUACACUUCUCUCUUGCUGUUCCUGAGCUCCAUGUAAAUCCCUUUCUGCUUCCAUGCCCUGGCCAGUUAAUCCUUGAACUGUCUCCCACUUUCCUAUGGCUGAACUCACUAAUCCCUUGAGGUCUCAACUCCACUACCUCCUUUUGUACCCACACUUCUAAUUCACCAUGGCAAGGCCACUGCUUCUGCCACACAGCUGCUUUAAGAAUGCAGCCUUUUGGUCUUCCUAUUACCCUUCUCUUUCUGCCCUCUGGAAAGUGUAAGCCUUGAUUCCAGCUUUGACCUCUACUGGCUACUUGCAUUUGGUCUCUUCAAAUGAGCCUUUCUAAAAGGAAUCCCCCUCUCUGUUCCUACUAUUAAAAAGAAAGACAGGAAGACUGUUUUUCAUUAUGCUGUGGGAGGUUGCAAGCUCUUCCUAUUUGAGAGGGAUGUAGAGAAAUCAGGAAGAGGGGAGUCUAGUGGGUGUAGGAGAGUCUCAGCUGUAACUGGGUGUUUUGUGAGUGAGGAGGAUCUGGGAGAUGGGAAAAAGGGCUGAGAAUUGUAUACUCUGCUGGAAUAUGGUAUCUUACACUUGAAUCCUCAAGGAGGAAGGGAGGUUGGGACCAGUUUGAAGAUGGUCCAUAACAGAUAAAAACAAGCUUCAUGAUCUUCCAUGCUGAAACAGAAGCUAACCCCCUCUAUUCCAUUUUUGUGCUGGGGCCUCAUCCUGGGUAAGGCCUCUGUUGCAAUUACUUAUGUAUGCCACAGGAUCCUGUCACUGUGAUGUGGGGGUGAGGGUACCAUCUUCCCCUGCAUGACUCACAGAUCACUUCCUUGCUUUUUCCUACCUGAGGUUUAAUGUUGUGGGAUAGACAAUUGUCUGUCUUUAGAAUCUCUUUUUCUUCCUGUGGCCUCUGGUGCCUGAAUCAGCAUGAUUCUGAUUAAAAGUAACUUUCAACAAGAGAAGCACAGAUCUUUUUUGGUGAGGGUGUGGUUUUGAGGCCAAGUCCUAAUAGUGUUUCCCAGGUUUCUGGCUGAGGUACAUUUCUUGUUCAAGUCACAAUUGCAAGUAUGCAUGAUUCUGAAAAGAAUAUUCAUAGGAGUACGAAAAUAAGUGAUCACUUUGCCCUCAGUGGUGCCUCCCACUCCCUGUUGUUGUUGAGUUUUUUACAUUAGUCAUUUUUCUGAGCACGAUUUCCAAGUGGAGAUCAAAUGGGGUAGCAGGCAAGCAUGAAGUAGGGGAGUCUCCACUGCAUAAAGGUUUUGGAUUGUCACAUCACGCUUAUGUUUCAGCUACGCAGGAUUUAAUUAGCAAGGUAGCAAAAGGAUAACAAUAGUUUUCUUUCACACACACACCACUUUUGUGAUAGCCCUCCUUAGGUACCAUUUUUGAUUACAAAUAGAUUGACCAAAUAUGGUAAAAAUUGUGAAUGGGCAAAAUCAGAGAGAGGCUUGUGGAUUCCAUCUUAGAAAUGCUUUUAGGAAUUUUUCUCCUCAAACCUGAUCACUGGAAGAGACCAUCCUCAGGCAAAUCGCAGCUUCUAAGCUACAGGCAAUGGGCAGAAACUGUGAGUCAGCCCUUGUAGUUCUGGUGCUAUAUUAUCAGUCAAUUCUGCAUAAGCAAAAACAAUAAGAUGGCACAUUUAAAUUUGGCAUUUCAUAUUGGGCUCCUGGGUGAUAAACCAGGGGUGGUUUUUUACCCCCUGUGGUGGUGUCAGCAGUGUUCAUUGGUAAAAAAAGAAGACAGUAGUUAAGAGGAACCAACAGGACAACAACUACUUCUAACCACAGAGUUGCUGUAUAAAUAAUUACUUAUAUACAGACAAGAAUACAUUAGGCAAAGUGCUUCAUGGCAACAUGGUCUCAUUCUAUCUGCCCUUCUCUUAAAACAUGUUUAAAACCUUGUUAAAAAGUGCCUGAGAAUUAGAAUACAAAUGCCUGAGCAUUCAUACUUGGGUCUCAGCUUCCCAAGUCUCUCCAUUAGCCUCAACCCUGCACUGUUUUAACUUGUCUGUCAAAAAAUCUCGAUGUAAUGUGACCUGAUGUGCCAACUUUUGUCAAGGUCUUUGCAGAUGGCUACAUUAUGCAAGUGCUGUGUGAUUAUUUGAUACACCAAUUAAAUUUUGGUUCAUCGAAACAGAAA